UGGAGCUUACUUCUCUCCCAACAGUUAAUGAUCACUAUUCUUUAAUUCUUGAUAACCAUUUCGAAUACAUAGUCUUUUCAUCUUAAUCCGUUUCUCUUUCAAUCUACUGAACAAUGGAGUCUAUGGGAGUUAUGUCUGACGGAGAACUGAUUAAUUCCUACUGUGGGUUUUUCUCUAACAAUGAAGAAGCUGAGUUCAUGUUACAAUUGCUCGGUAACUUCUCGUAUACAAGCGAACAACAACAACCACAACAACAUCAAGACGAGUACCCAAGUUUGGGAAAUAUGUCAACUCCUGUUACUGCUAAUUACUAUCCUAAUCAUCAUCACGACGAAGCUGAAACUAACGAUGGCGGGAUGAUAAUGAGGAUGCCUGACAAUUCAUAUUUUUGUGCUGAUAUUGCCUACCCCCAUUAUGAGAAUAUGUCUCAAGUAGGUAACUACAGUUUUAAUGGUAAUGGUGAUCAUGUUUACAUGCAGAAUAAUUCUUAUCAUGAUGACCAUGAUAAUUACUACGCAAGUGAUGCUAAUGCUCCUAUUUUGAUGAGCAAUAAUUUAUCCAUGGAUUAUGUAUUGGUUGAGGAUCAAGAACAUGUCCAUGGUUUGACGACCAAUAACUUCUUCCCCGGCCAUGUAAUGGAAGAAACUAAUAAUACUUGUCUGAAUGAAGAAAUGAGCAACGAAUCUUCAUUAGAAGCUGUUGACCUUCAUGAUCAGAGAUUUGAAGCUAAGGCGAAAUCCGAGAUUGAAGAACCAGCUAUUUCUACAGUAGAAGACAAAAGCAACGUCGAGUUGAUUGGAAAACGGAAAAAGAGAACUCGGGUUCCCAGAGAUAAUCAGAAGAACAAAAGAAAUGUAAAGUCUAAGAAGAGUAGAAAGCAAUCUCCCAGUAGUAACGAUGAAGAAGAGAGACAGUGUUCUAGCGGUUGCAGCUCUGAAGAGGAUUCUAAUGGUUCUCAGGAAGAGCCUAAAGAGUCAUCCGUCCUCAAUAUGAACGGAAAAGUUAGAGCUAGUAGAGGUUCCGCGACUGAUCCUCAAAGUCUCUAUGCUAGGAAACGAAGAGAAAGGAUAAACGAAAGAUUGAAAACCCUACAAAACCUUGUCCCAAAUGGAACCAAAGUCGAUAUAAGUACAAUGCUUGAAGAAGCAGUUGACUAUGUUAAGUUUUUACAACUCCAAAUCAAGUUGUUAAGUUCGGACGAUCUAUGGAUGUAUGCACCGAUUGCUUACAAUGGAAUGAACAUAGGCGCUUUGGAUCAUAUCAAUAAGAUCUCUCAAAAGCAAUGACAAUCUAGGAAGAAGAUUAUGCAUCAUCAAACAUAUACAAAAGAGUUGUGUUGGACUUGCCAAUGUCAAUAAAUCUAUACAUAUAUAUCCCUUGAUUUAACUAAUUUUAAGUUUUCUUGUUACAUAUGAAAAGGUCCAAGAAAAAUUAAUCAA
Papaver somniferum (opium poppy) is the source of this 1439-nucleotide messenger RNA. RefSeq names its product transcription factor bHLH84-like. The transcript is spliced from 4 exons. Lineage: Eukaryota; Viridiplantae; Streptophyta; Magnoliopsida; Ranunculales; Papaveraceae. The record is from RefSeq and is a predicted model, not a curated record. Gene Ontology annotation, cellular component: nucleus. Bases 114 to 1286 code for a protein of 390 amino acids. Gene Ontology annotation, biological process: regulation of transcription by RNA polymerase II. Gene Ontology annotation, molecular function: protein dimerization activity; RNA polymerase II cis-regulatory region sequence-specific DNA binding; DNA-binding transcription factor activity, RNA polymerase II-specific.